AUGGCAGAGCACUCGGCUCGGGCCUCGCGGCAGUCCCGGCACCAGCUGGACAAAGCCAAGGAGACGCGAGAGCAGGAUGAGAACUUUGAGCGCAGUGUGCAUGUGACUUCAUUGAAGGAAGAGGACUUUGCAAACGUGCUAGGUGCAGAUUGGCGAGUGCAACGACCCACCAAGAUCGACUUCAGCAGUGACAAGUACCUUCUGGAUACCUUGGAGGGCCCUUCUGGGGGCUUGCUGCAUCCCAAGCUCACUAGGAGCCGGGUCCAGCUGAUUGACUUGUCCAACAACAACUUGAUGGACCUCAGUGCCCUCAACAACAGCGGCUUCGACGCCCUCCAGACGAUCAUGGCGCGGAAGAACCUCAUCUCCCGAAUCUCCUCCCUGGUCUUGCCGAGCUUGGUAGAGUUGAACCUUGCUUAUAAUGCAUUGCGGGUGAUGCCGAGCUUGGGUGGCCUGCCGGCACUGGAGGUGUUGAUCUUGUCGCACAACCAGCUCCGUGGAAACCUCGAGAAUCUGAAGUCCUCCAUGCGAAUCAAGCGGCUUGACUUGGCCUACAACGAGUUCGACUGGACGCCCUCGCAGCUCUCCCAGGCCUUGGAGGCCAUGGGCCACCUACGGGGCCUGCAGAACUUGCGGCUCUAUCACAACAAGUUUGUGGCUUGCUUCAAAGAGUACCAAAUCUAUGUGGUGAGCCGGCUGGUUUCGCUGCAGAAGCUGGAUGACUGCAUGAUCACCAUGCAGAUGCGCGAGGAUAUUGCAGCGACCAACCUCCUGGCCUUGGACGUCUACGACGUGGCCUUCAAGAAACGACAGGAAGAGCUUGCACGGCGCCGCGAUGAUUCAGGGCCCAAGACGCAUGGCGGAGUUGGCAAGCUCAAGCUGAUCAUGGAAAGCCUAGAAGAAGUGCUGGAGGAUCCGGAAGCUCUGGCCUCUCGAGUGGCACUGGUGAGGGACAAUGCGGCGAAACGCGCACAGGGCAGUUCUGCCUUCCACAUUGAGGAGGCCUUCUGGGACGGCAUGGACACAGGGUCGCCUGCAGAGAUGCAAAUCACGGUCUCCUACAUUAUGGAGCUAAUCACGGCAGUAAUGGAGCGCCAUGAUACCGCGCGAGGACAGCUCGUGGACACGCUAGGCUUCCUGAGCUGCGUGGUUGCCUUCGACUUGGGGCGAAAGUGCUUGGACCAUUUGCGUCGCAUGAUGCUCAGCAGCGACCACUGUCGGGAGGAGGCGAGUCGGGGUAUGAAGGGCAUCGUCGUGCCCACGGUCAUGGCGUUUGGGGAGGCCAACAUCAAGAGCGAUGUCACCAAGACUAUCUUACUGGGUCUGCUGGACAUGGUGCAAGAGAUGCAGAUCAGGGAAGAGGUCUGCGACAUCAUGGAAGAACUGCUGCCUCUGAUGCUGACGUUUUUCCUCACCGAAGAGUAUCUGACAGAAGAGAUCUCUCACAUCGUGCAGCUUCUUGCAUUUGGAACCGGCCCCGAGGAGUAUGCGCAGCUCGCUGCCACGCCCGAGCUAGCAGCCAGGUGCAUUAUGCAUUUGGAGAACAAGUCCCUUUUUGACAGCCCGCGACUGCGAACCACCUGGAUGGACGUGCUGAAAAUCUCGCAGAACAUCGCGGCGCACGGGUCCGAGGAGAUCGUUGAGAUGUUCAGCAAGGCGGCAAUACACUCCAAGGUGGUCGCCCGGCUGCGGCAAGUGCUCACUGCCACCAAGGGCCGGCACAACGACGUGCCUCUGGCGGCCAAGACGAUUGCUUCCAUCUGCCACUUCGUCUCGGCCAUCAUGAAGCGAAGCAAUGUGGCAUUGCAAGAGUGCUGCGACCCCAUUUGCCUUCAUGAUGUGCUUUGCCAGCUUCUGCGGUCACAUGUGGUCGACCCCCUGAUUAUGGAGGCGGUCACGCAGACCUUGCGGGUGAUGCUGGAGGACCCGAAGGUCUACAAGAAGCAGGGCAUCAAGGUGGUGGAAGACCUCCGCAAGGUCACGCCCCUGCUCCAGUUUUUGGGGGGAAAGAAGUAUCCUGAGCUCUACAAGUUGGCCAUGAAGCACAAUGAAGAAUCGGACAAUGCGGACGCUCCGCCGUUUGGGGAGCUGGAGAAUGACCUCGUGACCAACGCCAUGGUGGGGAUCGUAUCCCUCGUGGAGUUUUUCGCAGCUGAAGACGACAGCAUCGAAGAUGACCAGGCAAGACAGCUGGUGAAUGAUGCCAUGAACAUCCAAGGGAGAGAGACCAUCCUUCUGAAGUUGUUGGUCAUUCCAAAUGAUGAUCUGAAGCUGAUUGUCAUGCGCUGCCUCAGCAAGGUUCCUUUAAGUCAGAUCGAGCCGGAUGAGAUGGGCGCAAUUGUGAAGUGCCUCUCCGACGUGAAGAACAUCGGCGAGGGUCGCACCGAGGAGAUGUUGGCGCUGGUGGUCCGCCAGCUGCAACGCUUGCUCCUGGCACCUGGCGAGACAGGGCAGCAGUUUCGCAGCGGCUUCGCCGAGCGAGCGGUGGCCGAGUGCAGCGAGAUCCUGUUGGCCAACAGCCAGCGCAGCACGUCCCGAGAGUCCGACGAGCUGGAGAAGUUGGCGCUCUCCUCGGCUAUCGUGAGUUUCUACUUCAACUGCAGCGGCAUCCACUCCUUACGGAGCUGCCUCAGGAACCCCACCAUCGACGCCCUCUUCCCGCGGAUCAUGAAGCUUGAGGAGGAGCUUCACUCCCCCUUGGCCGAAGAUGUCUCCUUGGAGCAGACCUGGAUGGGCCGGUCUCUGGAAAAUCUUCUGCAGUGCUUCCAAGGAGGGCGGCAACUCUUCCGCAACAAGAAGGUGGCAAUCCGAGUUCUGUGCCAGAUGGGAAAUGUCUUGGAAGGCAGGUCAUCUUACCACGGCCGGCGGCGCAAGAUGCUGAGCCUGCAGGAGCUCGUGGGUGCAGAGGCGAAGAUGUGGGACCUGCGCGCGGUGAAGAAGGGCCAGAGAUUUCUGGACAACCAGGAGUGGGACGACCGCAUCGCCCAGGCGUCGAACUUUGUGGGCGCCGGCGGGCCUGGGCGCCUACAGGAGUUCUUGCUGGACUUGGCCGCCAAGGAGCGGGAGGAGUACUACCUGGACCAGUACGGCAAGGUCUCGGAGCGCCCGGACGUGAUCUUGCUGGAGGCGGAGGCCCUGAAGACGGAGCUGGCGGAGCGGAGCCAGGCCUGGGGCGAGGAGGAGGCGCAGCAGGUGGCCAUGGGAGAGGACGAUGAGAACGAGUACCACAAAUCUGCAGGGAGAGAGGUCCUCAUGAUUGCCAUGCAGCGGGAAGAGGAGGAGCUGGAGGAUGACCAGAGCGCCCUUUUCGCCCUCCGACCCGACAGUCUCGCGUGGGACGAGGAGGUCUUCCACGACCUGAAGAAAGGCCAAACCAAUCUGGUCUUUGCCGCGGCGGCAUACUUGCGCAUUGUGCACGCGCUGCUGGUGCUGCCUCCACAGCCGGCCCUGCGGCGCAUGAUGCUCCAGGAGCUCCGGCGGCCGGAAUGCCUGGCCAAGCUCUUGGCGCUCGUGGCGGGGCUGCCGGCCCUGUCCUGCCAUGUGGCUGCCAAGUUCCUACGAGUCAUGUCCAGCGCGUUGUCCCUAUCAGAUGACGGAGAUGCAGAUCCACCCAAGCUGGAGCACUUCAGCAUGGUGGCGAUGUACAUCCAGAGGCUGGCGGAGUCCUUGCUGUUCCUGCUGAAGCUCAGCAAAGACCAGAGGCUGGAGCCAAAGGAGGAGGUGCUUAGUGUGGAGAUCGCCCGCUUUGUGGGCACCAUGGCGGCGGCGGCCCCGCGCCUCUCCAAGGUGAACCUCAAGUUCCCCGGCCAGCCAGACAUCCAGAAGUUUUGCAUAGAGAAGAUCCUGAACUGGCUGGUGCCUUCCGCAGCCAUCCGGGUCUUCGUGGCCAUGGUGCAGUACGAGCUGCAGCUGGACAGCGGCAAGACCCUCCACCAGGAGUUCGUCAAGGACGCCUACACUCGUGUGGGAAUGAAGGACCAGGCCCUGGCUGCCUUGAGUCAGAUCCUGGUGCGCUGCGCGGAGUAUCGCUACGACGUGCUGGAGGUCUUCAGCGUCGCGGAGGUCUUCCUCUCGCAGAAUGUGCGGCCCAGCUUCUUGGGGGAGCUGCUGAACAACCUCAACCUGGGCAGCUUCACCCUCUUCGUGGAGCAGUUUUUGGCCGAGUACGACCUGGAAUCUCAGGACCAAAGGGUGCUGCAUAUGGAGAUCGUAGAUGUGCACCGCUCCACCUCCAAGAAGUUUGCGGUUUGCCUCUUUGUGGCUACCAAUUACAAAGCCUACCUACUCGAGCCAAGCUGUGAGCGGCCUGCAUAUGCGGGGGACGUGGGAGACAUGUGGGAGCCCAACAUGGAAACUCUCUUUCCAAGAGAGCCGCAAGUGAUCUGGGAGCGUGAGUACUCAACACUCGUACGCAUUUGGCACUGCUGUGGCGACCAGAUCUUGGCCUUGGAGUGGAAGGGUGCUGGCAAAACGCUGUACGAGACAGACGCUGCAGAGGACAAUAAGAUACAGUGUGAGGUUUACCUCUUCCACCAAGCAGACCGCCGCGAUGCUGUGGCGGAGUGCCUUCGAGCCAACGCCGCGAAGGGCUCUGACGUCGGCCCGCCCGUGCUGGCGGACACCAGCUUUCGCGAAGGGAUUGUCUCCGAGAGCAAGGAGGAGCAGCUGCUGGCGGUGACAGUGGCGACCAUGGGCCCUGCACCCAGGGUGGGGCUCUUUGCGGCUGAGCAGAAGGCGGAUCCCACGCCCCGGCUCUUUGCGCUCACCACAUCCACGGUGUUGGAGUUCACCAUCAUUUCCAGUGCCUGGCAACCACCGACACAGCUGGAUUCGGCAAUUUUCGACGACCUCACACCUGCAGAUCUGGAGGAUGACGCAGCAGCUGAUGAAGGGGAGGAAGAGGAAGAACUUCCGCCACCGACAGAGGAGGAGAUGGCGCUGCGGCACUUGGAGCGCAUCUGCGGCACUCAGAAGCUGCCGGAGCCCCAUGCGGCGAGGCGCUGGGUGCGCUGA
Effrenium voratum is the source of this 5013-nucleotide messenger RNA. The record is from the annotation of a GenBank genome assembly. Lineage: Eukaryota; Dinophyceae; Suessiales; Symbiodiniaceae.